CAUGAUUCCAUAUAUACAGACAUUAAUUCAUAAAAUAUAAACAUCAAAAGGGUUAAUAAAAUCUGUUGAAGCCAACCACCACAAAGAGAGUCAAUACCAAUGAAGUGAUAAUUCUUUCUUUUUCUGGGGAACGUAUCACUUUUACCUGAUUGAAACAAGCACAUGAUACCGAAAUGAGUGAAGUGGAAGAUACUAGAAAUAACGAAGAAAAAGUUUUUGCUUCACAAAUUCAUAUAAAAGAAAGACUUAACAUUAAUAAAAGUAAUACUUGGAAAUUUUUAUUCUGGUUUUUAUCAUUAUGCGUUUUAUUAGCUGUUUCCUUGGUGAUAUACGUUAAUAUGAAUUAUAAAAUAACCUUAGUCAAAGUCGAUACGGGUGAAGGCAGUAUCAGAUUUAGUAAACAAUCUCAUAAAAGGGAAAGGCGAUCGUCCUUUUCUGACGUGGACAGUGAUGAGAAGGACGAUCCAAAUAAUGAUCGCGAGAAUGCAAAAAAACCGCUUCGUGAAAGGCAUAAAGAACAUCCUGUUUUAACCGAGGACGAGAGAUUGGAAUAUCAUACCCAGGUUGCAGAUGAGUUAUAUGCUGAAAACAUCGAGAAAAAUCUUAUAUAUUUAGCAUCUAAUUCACAUUUGGCAGGAACACAUGAAGGAUCUGAGCAAGCCGAAUGGAUAGCACACAAAUUUCGAAAAUAUCUUUUUGAUAAUGUCCAUAUAAAACCGUACAGCGUUUUACUGUCCUAUCCCGAAGCGCCAGGUAAUCUAACUUUAUUUGAUACGAAUGGAGAAGAAACACAAAAGAUAACUGUCGUUGAACAAAAGUUGGACAAAUUUGAGAAAAACACCCCCAAUCCGGUUUACCCACCCUUUCUUGCCUACACAAGUUCCACAACGGCUGAGGGAGAGAUGGUGUAUGCUAAUUUUGGCACUGAAGAAGAUUUUGGAAAACUCAAAAAAAUGGAUGUUGAUGUUGAGGACAAAAUCGUGUUGAUACGAUAUGGUGUGAUUUCAAGAAAUAAGAAGAUAAAGUAUGCCGAAGCCUGGAAAGUAAAAGGGGUUAUUCUUUUUUCUGAUCCAGUCACAUACAGCCCGACUGGUGUCUCUUACCCAGACUCGUGGUACCUUCCACCCGAUGGUGUCCAACGAGGAACAUUGUUGCGUAUGAGAGGAGAUCCCCUAACAAGAGGAUAUCCCGCCGUGAAGGGUUUAUAUCAACGUCCAGUCGAAGAAGUAAAGUAUUUUCCAAAAGUACCUGUUCAACCUAUCGGCUAUGCUGACGCUGAAAAAUUACUAAAAACUCUAAACGGCAAGUCCCCGCCUGACGAAAUUUGGAGUGGAGGCUUGAACAUGACUUAUAACGUCACAUCCAAAGAUCAUAGAAAAGUAAAAGUCGAAGUCAAUGUAUCUAAAGAGGUUCGGGAUAUAAAGAAUGUGAUUGGGUGUAUCAAAGGUGAUUUAGAACCAGAUCGGGUAAUUAUCGUUGGAAACCACAGAGAUGCAUGGACAUACGGGGCUGCAGAUCCGUCGUCUGGUACAGCUGUUAUGGUUGAAGUAGCACGCGCAUUAGGAGAAUUAAAAGCAAAAGGUUGGAGACCUAGGCGCACCAUAAUGCUUUGCAGUUGGGAUGCUGAGGAAUAUGGAUUGAUUGGAUCAACUGAAUGGACGGAAGAAAAUGCAAAGAUUCUUUCCCAUCAAGCGGUGGCUUAUAUCAAUGUUGAUACCGCGGUGCAAGGCAAUCACACUAUUGAAUUAAAAUCUACUCCAGAACUCGUCGAUACAUUUUUCGAAGCUGCAAAGAGAUUUAAAGAUCCGGACAGCAAAGAAAACUUAUACGAUGUUUGGGUGCGAAAACAUAAGAAAGAUAAAGAAGACAAAAGAAAAGAACCUAAAGUGCGCAUGUUUAGAGAAGGGAGCGAUUACAUGCCUUUUUACGCUGAUCUUGGGAUUCCAUCUAUGGACUUUAGAUAUAUGUUCAAUACAAAAGAUAUGGGCGUAUUCAAUUAUCCAGUUUACCACACUAUACACGAUAACAUUGAAUGGAUGAAAAGAUUUGUCGAUCCUGAUUUUCGCUAUCACGUGACUAUUGCAAAGAUCUGGACACAAGUCAUUCUUUUGCUCGCUGACACAACUCUACUUCCGUUUAACUUCAUUCGAUACAGUGACAGUUUGUUUUAUCGAGUUAAAGAAAUGGCUGAUUUGGUUAAAAAAAAGAAUUUGGAAUCGCAGUGUAACUACACUUUAUUGUUGAAGACAGUGACCGAACUAAAAGGCGCCACUCGAGAUUUCCACAAUCGCUUGCAAGAUUUAGACAAAGAAAAUGUUCUUGCGGUACGCGCAGCAAAUGACCAAAUGAUGCUCUUUGAAAGAACGUUUGUGACGUCAGAAGAUAUACCUGGAGAACCACUGACCAGACAUGUAUAUCACACAGCUGGACUUACAAAAGCUCUGAAAGAUGUCAUUGCUAAACCAGAAUCGAAAGAAAAGCUGCAAGAAUUUCAUAUGAAAUAUUCUAUUUAUACCUAUCACGUGAUGAUGGCUAUCCAUGCACUAAAAAAUCCCUUCAUAAACAAAGGUCACGUGAAGAAUGAAAAAGAACUUGAUCCCACCGAGUAAUAAAUUGAAACACAAACAAGUACAAUUUUAGAAUAUAAAAAAAAUAAAAAUAAAAAUAAAUUAAUAUACACACUAUAUUUUUGAAUAUUCUCUGUUUGAUUGCACCAGUACACCAGCUAUUUGCUUUUAACAAUGAACGUUCCCUAAUCAGCUUUUAAGUUGUUACUGUACAGAGCAGCUUGCCCCAUGUGUGUCACACAUACCGCAAAUUGGAAACUCUCGGAAUUAAGCCUGGAAUCUUGAAAUUAUAAAGCACAUAUCCGCACGUUUAUUUAUAGCUAUAAUAUAUAUUUUUUAGUAAUACUGCUUAUUUUUAGUUCAAAUAAAACUUAAUGUUA
This is a messenger RNA of Hydractinia symbiolongicarpus, 2947 nucleotides long. RefSeq names its product N-acetylated-alpha-linked acidic dipeptidase 2-like. NCBI's taxonomy places the organism in Eukaryota, Metazoa, Cnidaria, Hydrozoa, Anthoathecata, Hydractiniidae. Bases 174 to 2609 code for a protein of 811 amino acids. Gene Ontology annotation, molecular function: carboxypeptidase activity. The transcript has 18 exons. The record is from RefSeq and is a predicted model, not a curated record.